This is a messenger RNA of Nelumbo nucifera (sacred lotus), 927 nucleotides long. RefSeq lists its product as uncharacterized. The record is from RefSeq and is a predicted model, not a curated record. Lineage: Eukaryota; Viridiplantae; Streptophyta; Magnoliopsida; Proteales; Nelumbonaceae.
AUGGCGCAGUACAACCUUAUCGACUUUUGCCUCAAAGAUCGCCCCUCUCGUUGGAAAAAAUUCCUGAAACUCAUCAAAAUGAAGGACAAGUUUGACAAGUAUUGGUACAGAAGGUAUGUUGAUGUCAGUCCUGAGCUUAAAGAGUUCAUGUUUAAUGACCUCAAGAGCAAGUGGCAGAGCAUUUCUUCCGCAUCUUACAGGCAUUUUAGUACUUUGAGAGGUGAAUUAGCGCUUGAAGAGGUGCAUCAGCUGCCCAAUUAUGAUAGGGAGUAUGUUAAGGAGCUUGACAGGAGUAUUGAGGUGGAGUUUGAUGAAACCAUUAUUCGUUGGCACAUUGCUACCGAUGUUUGCUGGAAGUUGGAUUCAGACGACAACGUAAUUAAGAACCGGCCGGAUAUUGAAAAGAUGAUAACUAUUUGUGAGAAUGUAUCCAAUUAUCUACUGUAUAUUUUGGUAUCGCGUCCUUUCAUAUUAACUGCAGGAAUUGGACAGGUCAGAUAUGGGGACACAUGUGCUGAGGCCAGCAAUUUUUUCCAUGGAAAUGAGGACUACGAUAAAGAAACCAUCAUCAGCCUUGAUAGUCUUACAGUUUGCAAGAGGUUGGUGGACGUGGAAACUGAUGUUGCACCCAUGGACGUGAAAGGGGAUAGAAGCAAAUCUGUGUUGUUCGACGGAGUCAAGCUUGCAAAGGCGUUGAGGAAAUUGGACGAUGAGCAGAGGUGGAAGACCAUGAGUCUGGUGUGGAUGGAGAUGUUGUAUUAUGCGGCAAGCCAUUGUAGAGGAAAUUACCAUGCCCAGAGACUUAGUACAGGUGGAGAGCUUCUCACUCUGGUCUGGCUUUUGAUGGCCCAUCUUGGUAUAGGAGAUCAGUACAAAGUAGAAGCUGGUCAUGCUCGGGCUAAGUUAUCGGUUGUCGCAGAUUGGUAA